AACUACUAAUUUCAUUCGCUCACUCAUUCACUGUCCGGCCGGUUUACGCCUCCACUGUGCUGCAACUCCAACUUGGCAGCUCCAAAAGUUCGAGUUCACCGCUCGCUUGUACGUGAAAUAUAUUUGCGUGAUAAAAAGGCUACGGUGCCAAUUAUUCAUUUAAGAAAUGGCCGGUAAUAGUAGAAAAUUAUUCAAAUGUUUAACUGAAGUUAACAUGUUUACGUCAAGAAAUUAUGGCACAGCCAAGAGAGUGGUGGCUAAGAACCCAGUGGUUGAAAUGGAUGGUGAUGAGAUGACCCGCAUCAUUUGGUCCAUGAUCAAAGAGAAGCUUAUAUUCCCUUAUGUUAAGUUGGAUUGCUUGUACUACGACCUGGGCCUGCCUCACCGUGACGCCACAGACGACCAGGUCACUAUUGACGCAGCACACGCGAUCCUCAAGCACAAUGUGGGCAUCAAGUGCGCCACCAUCACUCCCGACGAACAAAGAGUUGAAGAAUUCAAGCUCAAGAAGAUGUGGCUGAGUCCUAACGGGACCAUUCGUAACAUUCUCGGCGGCACUGUGUUCCGUGAGCCUAUACUUUGUAAGAGCAUUCCCCGAGUCGUGCCCGGAUGGACAAAAGCGAUGGUUAUUGGGCGUCACGCACACGGAGACCAGUAUAAAGCACAAGAUUUAGUCAUACCCAAAGCUGGCAAGGUGGAGUUAGUGUACACAGCAGCCGAUGGUUCAGUGGAGAGGCGACCACUGUAUGACUUCAAAGGACCCGGUGUUGCCAUGGCUAUGUACAAUACGGACGAAUCCAUCCGUGCUUUCGCGCAUUCUAGUUUCCAGGUGGCACUGCAGAAGAAAUGGCCUUUAUAUUUGUCGACUAAGAACACCAUUCUCAAGAAGUACGACGGGCGUUUCAAGGACAUUUUCGAAGAAAUUUAUCAAAGUGAUUACAAGAAGCAGUUCGAAGAUGCAAAGAUAUGGUAUGAGCACCGGCUGAUCGACGACAUGGUGGCGCAGGCUAUCAAGGGCUCGGGCGGCUUCGUGUGGGCCUGCAAGAACUAUGACGGCGACGUGCAAUCUGACGUAGUAGCUCAGGGCUACGGGUCGCUGGGUAUGAUGACGUCAGUGCUGAUGUGCCCGGACGGGCGCACGGUGGAGUCGGAGGCGGCGCACGGCACGGUGACGCGCCACUACCGCAUGCACCAGCAGGGCAAGCCCACCUCCACCAACCCUGUCGCCUCCAUCUACGCGUGGACCAGGGGCCUGAUUCAUCGCGCUAAGCUCGACAAUACGCCUGAUCUCGAGCGGUUCGCACUCGCACUCGAAGACGCGUGCGUCGAAUGCAUCGAUAGCGGCAAAAUGACCAAGGACUUGGUGAUCUGCAUCCAUGGCCUGAAGAACACCAAGGAGGGCAUGUACUUACACACCGAGGACUUCCUCCUCGCCAUCGCUGAUCAACUCGAGCGUAAACUAACUGCCAAAUAAACUAGCACAGAUCAUUUUCUGUUUUAGCGCUAAACGAGAUUAUUUUUUUAAAUAGCAUUGUAAUUUACUGCUGGUCAGCCAACAUCACUACUUACUUCCAUUAAGUCAAUUGUAAUUAAUUUUCUAAAACAAAAGAUGUUUUUUUGAAGUCGGUUGAUAAGUGAAAAAUAUCUUUAGAACUUCAAGGGAAUUAAUGGGGCUUCCAAAUGUUGUUCUGUCCUGCAAAUUGUUAUUAUGUUUUCAAGGCUUCAAUUUGUUUCAGUUUUUAUUUUAUACAUAUUUUCAAUAUUCGGUAUUAUGAAGCAUAGAUUAAAGUAUAUAAUUUUACAU
This is a messenger RNA of Helicoverpa armigera (cotton bollworm), 1804 nucleotides long. Its product is annotated as isocitrate dehydrogenase [NADP] cytoplasmic. The transcript has 9 exons. Gene Ontology annotation, molecular function: magnesium ion binding; NAD binding; isocitrate dehydrogenase (NADP+) activity. The record is from RefSeq and is a predicted model, not a curated record. Bases 167 to 1474 code for a protein of 435 amino acids. Gene Ontology annotation, cellular component: mitochondrion. Gene Ontology annotation, biological process: isocitrate metabolic process; NADP+ metabolic process. NCBI's taxonomy places the organism in Eukaryota, Metazoa, Arthropoda, Insecta, Lepidoptera, Noctuidae.